AUGGAGGAAGGCGAUGGCGGCCGCAAUGGCGAUAGCCUUUUCUCGCUGGAGCUGUUGUUGGAGUCGGCGCGCGUGGAGCCGCAUCUGCUGCCAUCGCCUUUGCCCGCUAGCGGCCCCUUCCGCCCGGCGGUGGCGCUGCGAUUGCUCGACUUCCCCACCCUGCUGGUCCGCGCCCCGCACUGCGUGGCGGGGCCCCUGGUGCCCUUCGGGCGGGGCAAGUCCUGCCUCUUUAGACUGCGGCCCAGCGCCCUGCGGGGCCUGCUGAGGCGCUCUCCACUCCACGCGCUGCUGCUGGCGCUGCCCCCUACGGCGGGUCCUGCCCGCUUGCUGGGCUCCUGCAGUGUCUCCCUGGCGGCGGCUGCCGAAGAGCUACUGGUAGGGACUGGCCCAGGGGGACGGAGAGGCCGUUUCCCGCUUCGGGACCUGAUGGGGGAGCGGGUGGGGGACCUAGGGCUGAGCUACCGCCUUAGCAACCUGGGCUGUACCCUGCUGGGCCACUUGGGAGAAGGCGAAGCCUCAGGGGAGCCCCAUAAGGAGGAUCCGCAGCCUCUCACCUCUCUAGACACCCAAGGCAAGAGGGGGCAGAGCCUGGAGUUCAUUCAUGAGGUGGAGGAGGACCAAGAGUCUGCCCCAGAAAGUGGCAGUUGGGGUCUACCUAAUGACACAGGCUGUGAGGACGUUGCCAGAGAACUCUUCUGCCCCCCACCAAUGUAUUACAAUUGCCCAGUUGAAGAUUGCUGCCCUGCACCUAAAGCCUCUGGGCCUGUGACUGUGGCUAAACUUCAGGAAUCCAUUCAGAAAGAGGAACACGCACUUCCAUCUGCAAUGCCUGUUAAAGAGGAGUCUUCAAGAAGUGGCCAAGAGGCGUCUCCCUCACCCCAGAAUUUGAUUAACCCUCAGCAGCUCAGACAAACUUUGAGUCAGCUACCUCUGCUGAAUGCUUUGCUGGUGGAGCUGUCCCUGCUGAACAACCAGACACUGCAACCAGUGCCAUCCGCUGUUCACCCACAAUUAGCGUGGCUAUAUCAAAAUGUAGAAGAAAGCCCCCAAACCUCACCCCCUCGUGUUAAAAGUGUAAGUCCUACUCAAGAGGAUAAGAAAACUUAUCACAAAGAGAGAGGAAGGUCCCCCACCCUCAUGUUAAGAAGAAAUCGCCCAGAGAAUUUAAAAUGUAUCUCUCCCUCCUUCCAGCGUACUUGGACUGGACUUAAAGCCUCAGUCUAUGAAACAAAGGGCAGCCCUGAGAAGAACAGCAAAGAAAACUCUCCCCCAAGAAGGAAGCUUACUUAUGGGAUGACCAAUACUCUUAGGCUUCGAUUACAGCAGACCAAUCCAGGCAUGUUGAAAGUUCAUGAAAAAAGGGAACACCGUAGGAAAAAAAAGGCAAAUGUAUUCAUGAAAGGCAGCACUUCCUUAGUCAAAGGUAAAAUACUCCGAUGUUCUCCUGAGCGUCAUCCAAAGUCUGGCUCUGCGCACUCUGAAGAAAGAGGCAUUUCAGACCAAAAUGUUCAAUUUAAUGAAAAUAUUGAGACAUUAAUACAAUGUAGCAUUGAACAAGAUUGCUCUACCACAAGAAAAGAAGUAACUUCUGAUGUCCAAAACAGUGUUGCAGGUGGUCAUGUGAAGAGUCGUGAAAAUAUAAAGGAAAGAUGCCCAUUUAAAAGGAUAGGCUCUGGUUAUAAAGAGAGGCGGUUGAAAGUCCAUCUGCCAAGAGUCUCUUUACAGGAUACAGACAUUUUAGAAAAUACAAUAGAUACAGAAGGAGAAAAAUGUGUACAGGACAAGGAUUGCAAGAUUUCAGUGCUACAGACUCCUAGCCAAAGUAACAACAUUGAAAGCCACCAUGAAUGUGAGAAUUCAAUUGAUGUCAUUGCUAGCUGUGAGAAUGGAGGAUAUUCAGAAGAUUUUACCAAUGCUGAUAGUUCCAGCUUUGAAGCUCCACCGAGCAUCUCUGAACUUUUACUAGUAAACCAAAAACCAAGCCAUUCUGACACUGAUUCAGAUUCUAAAAUAUCUGAAAAAAGUCUUACUUCUGAAAGUAUUUCCUCCCUUUUUCCAAUACCUUCAUCUGUAUCUCCUGUCCAGCAUCUUAAAAAGACCAAUCCUUUAAAAUCAAGUGAUCAAAACACUGGUGAUCAGUACAAAUAUAUUGAUGAUAAUUCUUCUCCUUCAAGAACCCAAAAGGAAGAACUUUCAGAUCAACAGAUCAAAAAGCAAGAGAACAAAGAUUUGCAGACUUUCAAAGGCAAACAAGUAAGCUCUAACUUGAACAGCAGGGGAUCACAAGGCCAAUCUGAGGAAAAGAGCCUCUCACUAAGGACCUCUCAAGUUAGCUCUUACAUGCCCUCAAACAUGUCUAAUCUUAGUGAGUUAGAAAGCAAUACUUCUUACAAAGAAGAAGAGGAUGGCUUUGAGAUGACAGAGAUUACUAAUCAGUAUAAACAUGUCAGUGAACUAGUAGUAAACAAACUUCCAGGAUACACAAUGUAAUAAUUACCAAUAAUAAUAACUGAUGAAAGUUAAAAUGUCAUUAUUUUUAUAAACAAAUAUAUUUUGCAGUAUUUUGACUAUUUUUAAAUUAGCCUUAGUUCAAAAGAAUUGCUGUGAAUUGUGUGAUAAGCAGGCUGCUUUUAUUUACUUUUGAGUUUUGUAUAUUUUCUACAAAAAUAAUCUGUAAUCUUUUAGAACAUUAGAAAAGAAUGCUAUUCUAUUUGUAUAACAGGCACAAUGAGAAAUAGCAAAGCAAACAAUUAUAUUUACACAAACUGCAGUGCAGAACGAGCAUAGGAAUUUUAUCUUGUAAAAGCAUAAUAUAUAUUCAACUUACUGAGAUUUACUUCUGAGUAAACAUGCUUUGAAUCAGAUUAUUAAAUCAUAUAGCCUUAUCACUCAAGAAACUAGAAUAUCUCUAUAAUGUUUUAAAAAUAGUGUUUGCAAAUUCCUAAGGUGCGAAUACUGCUCUUUCAUUUGGAGUCAGUACUCAUAUCCUCAUUCUUUGUGUUCUUUUUUUUUUGUUCUCUUAUUUUUGAUCUUUUCUGGCUAUUACAUUUCACACCAAUGUGUUGUCUUUUUUCCAGAUAAUCAACUUUUGCAACAUACACAUUUUAUUAAAUAUU
Messenger RNA from Eublepharis macularius, 3116 nucleotides. RefSeq names its product microtubule associated protein 10 (gene MAP10). NCBI's taxonomy places the organism in Eukaryota, Metazoa, Chordata, Lepidosauria, Squamata, Eublepharidae. The transcript has a single exon. The record is from RefSeq and is a predicted model, not a curated record. The coding region runs from base 1 to 2490 and encodes 829 amino acids. Gene Ontology annotation, biological process: positive regulation of cytokinesis; mitotic spindle midzone assembly; cytoplasmic microtubule organization. Gene Ontology annotation, molecular function: microtubule binding. Gene Ontology annotation, cellular component: cytoplasmic microtubule; mitotic spindle pole; midbody.